Myotis daubentonii (Daubenton's bat) is the source of this 938-nucleotide messenger RNA. RefSeq names its product eukaryotic translation initiation factor 4E family member 1B (gene EIF4E1B). Gene Ontology annotation, biological process: translational initiation. Gene Ontology annotation, molecular function: translation initiation factor activity; RNA 7-methylguanosine cap binding. Bases 1 to 738 code for a protein of 245 amino acids. Gene Ontology annotation, cellular component: cytoplasm; eukaryotic translation initiation factor 4F complex. The record is from RefSeq and is a predicted model, not a curated record. Lineage: Eukaryota; Metazoa; Chordata; Mammalia; Chiroptera; Vespertilionidae. The transcript is spliced from 7 exons.
AUGGCUACCAGCAGCCUUGUCAGAGAGGCUGAGGGUGAGAUCCUAACGUGGGAGAAGGAGGGAAAAAAGCAAGAGGAAGGGGAGGCAGCAGAAGCAUCAAUGAGAGAGGAGGCUCCAAACUCUCCCUCAACUCUGCUGCCCCUGAGCGGGAAGGCCCGCAGUGAGGGCCCAGUGGAGGCCAAGCUGGAGUUGCACCUUCUGCAGAACAGGUGGGCCCUGUGGUUCUUCAAGAAUGACCGCAGCCGGUCCUGGCAGGAUAACCUGCAACUGGUCACCAAGUUUGACACAGUGGAGGACUUCUGGGCGAUUUACAGCCACAUCCAGCUGGCCAGUAAGCUCUCUUCAGGCUGUGACUAUGCCCUGUUCAAGGAUGGCAUCGAGCCCAUGUGGGAAGACGCCAGGAAUAAGCGGGGUGGCCGCUGGCUGGUCAGCCUUGCCAAACAGCAGCGCCACACUGAGCUGGACCGCCUGUGGCUGGAGACACUGCUGUGCCUCAUUGGGGAGAGCUUUGAAGAGUACAGCCAGGAGGUGUGUGGGGCCGUCAUCAACGUCCGAACCAAGGGGGACAAGAUCGCAGUGUGGACGCGGGAGGCAGAGAACCAGACGGGCGUGCUCUACAUCGGGCAGGUCUACAAAGAGCGCUUGGGACUCUCGACGAAGACCAUCAUUGGGUACCAGUCCCAUGCAGACACAGCUACUAAGAGCAACAACCUGGCCAAGAACAAGUUUGUGGUGUGAGAGGGCCUGGGCACCCCUCUCCAUUCAGCCACCCCUGAGCCCCUCACUAUUGCUGUAUAUGUGUCCCGGCAGGACUGGGGGCGAAGGCGGAGGGCUGAUUCUCACCUGUUCGCGAGUUAAUACGAACAUUCUUUAACAUGAGUUGGGGCCCAGGCCUAGGGGCUGCUCUGUGGGUGGUGUGGUGGAGGGCAGGCUGAGGA